This is a messenger RNA of Ichthyophthirius multifiliis, 849 nucleotides long. Its product is annotated as regulator of chromosome condensation domain protein. NCBI's taxonomy places the organism in Eukaryota, Ciliophora, Oligohymenophorea, Hymenostomatida. Gene Ontology annotation, molecular function: guanyl-nucleotide exchange factor activity. Gene Ontology annotation, cellular component: cytoplasm. The record is from RefSeq and is a predicted model, not a curated record. The transcript is spliced from 6 exons.
AUGAAUUCCUAAUUAAUAUAAAAAAAAAAUUGCAAUAAAAUAUAAUUUGGAGGCGGUUUUAUUUUAUUAUAAACAAGUGAUGGUUAAGUAUAUGGUUUAGGUGAAAAUUAUAAGGGAUAAUUAGGAAUAGGAGAUUUAGGCUUUAAACAUUAAUUUUCAAGAAUAGUUUUUGAUACUUAAGAAUAAAUUAUUGAUAUAUCAGCUGGAUAUUAACAUUCCAUAUUUUUAACUUAAUCUGGAUUUUUAUAUGGAACUGGAAGGUCAAAUUGGCAUUAAAUUGUUCCUUAUUUAAAUGAUAAUUAAUAAUCAAGAGAAUAUAAUGAUUAUUACACAAAUCCGAAAAGAAUGGUAAUUCCCAAUGAAAAAGUUGUAAAACUUUCAGCUGGAUUUUCACAUACAAUUUUUUUGACUGUUUCUGGCAAAUUGUUUGCUUUAGGUUUAAAUAAUCAUGGAUAAUGUGGUACUUCUAAUUUAAAUAAUACGACAAUUGAUCAGUUUAAUGAAAUUUAUGUUGAUUUAGAUUAUAAUGAAAAAAUUAUUGAUUUAGCAGCUGGAAAAAGUCAUAAUAUAUUUAUUACAAACUAAUGCAGUCCUAAAUAAGUUUUUAUAGAAAUGGAAAAUGGAGAAUUUCCUUUAAAAGUAAAGGCUAAAUUUGAUAGAAAUGCAGUGUUUACAAAUUUCGGUAAUUGUUAUGUAUGGGGAGGAGAAGAUUUAAGUAAAAUUGGAGCAGAAAAUUACUCAGAAAUAAAGAAUAUAAGAAAGGAUUUAUAAAGAGAUCUUAAAACAAAUGAAGAUUUUUAAAUAAAGGAUAUAGGAUUAGGAUAUUUACAUACAUUAGUAUUAGUAUGA